CACUUUUUCUCACACACAUACAAACCCAAACUCUCUCCCCCUCUCUCCCUCUCCCUCUCUCUCUCUCUCUCCCUCUCUCUCUCUCUCUCUCUCCCCCUCUCUCCCUCUCUCUCUCUCUUUCUCUCUCCCUCUCCCUCCUAUGCCAUCCUUACAGGUGCUCUUCUGUCCCGAAUGCCAGACUGAGUUUGUUGCUAUUGCAGUCAUGUGGUCCACGCUCCUUGGGUUAUGUCUUCUGCUUGCUCCAUGUUUCCACUCUGUUCAGUGGUGCUAUCAGAGCCAGUACUCAUGCGAGGACCAGUGCAGAGAGCCCAGUCAGUGGGACAAAGACUUUCCAGUUUGUGGAGGCCAGAACCAGUCACCCAUUAACAUUGUGACACACAAGGCGAAGCAUGACCCCCGUCUAACCCCGAUCAUCUUCGAAGGUUACACACAAACUCUGAACAUCACUGUGCAGAACCUUGGAAAUACUGCUGUGUUUGCACUACCUCCAUCUUUGCUGAUCCGAGGUGGGGAUCUGCCUGCCACCUACAAGGCCAUCCAGCUGCAUCUACACUGGGGAGUGGAUGAUGGGCCAGGCUCAGAACACACUGUAGAUGGGGAACAGUAUCCCAUGGAACUCCAUAUUGUUCAUAUAAAAGAGCAGUACACAACCCUGAAGGAAGCCAUGAAUGAUAUAGAAGGGGUAGCAGGUCUUGCCUUCUUCUAUCAGGUGUCCACAGAAGAAAACCAGAAAUUCAAUCAAGUGAUUCAGGCUUUGGGAAGAAUUCCAUAUGAUGGGAACACCAGUAUUGUCCCAGAAUUCCGGAUGACUGAUAUCUUGCCUUCGUUGGAGAAGCUUUCCAGUUAUUACCGUUACUCAGGUUCACUGACCACGCCAGGCUGCAAUGAGGCCAUCCUCUGGACCAUCUUCCAGGAGUCUUUUACCAUCAGCCAACAACAGUUGGUGAACGUAACAAAGCAGAUGUGGUUCAAGAAGGGAAAGCCCAUGAUUGACAACUUCCGCCCAGUGCAGAAGCUAAAUGGGCGCAUAGUGUACAAAUCCAUGGCAUGUUCCUGUACAUCGUCAGAACCAGUAAUUCUGUGUCUGUUUCUCCUCUGUAUAUUUGGGCUCAUAGAGGGUAUAUUCACAUAAUGUAUUUGUAUUGUCUUUAUAAUUUCAGGAUAAAAACACACACAUUUUCAGAGAAUACAGUAAAUACUCUAGUACUCUUGAGCACAUUUUUAAAAAGAACCUGUUUAUUCAUUUGUUGGCAAUAUGCAAAACAAUGCUGUGCAAGACAACAGAAUAUUUUUGUACCCCACUAUGAUUAAAAACUUGUACCAAAAUUCCACAUUAAAGAAAGCCCAAAAUUCCCCCAAACCACCAGAAUUAUAGCUAGAAAUAAACAAAAUGUUCUGAUUUAAGAUGAAUGUAUAAAUAAAGGAGAUGCAAAGUCAUGUGUUAACAACAGUA
This is a messenger RNA of Ictalurus punctatus (channel catfish), 1453 nucleotides long. It is a transcript of the gene ca4c, whose product is annotated as carbonic anhydrase IV c. NCBI's taxonomy places the organism in Eukaryota, Metazoa, Chordata, Actinopteri, Siluriformes, Ictaluridae. The transcript is spliced from 8 exons. The coding region runs from base 140 to 1132 and encodes 330 amino acids. Gene Ontology annotation, cellular component: plasma membrane. The record is from RefSeq and is a predicted model, not a curated record. Gene Ontology annotation, molecular function: carbonate dehydratase activity; zinc ion binding.